UGAUUCAAACAGAUUUUUGUUAUUCCAUCGGAACUUCAUGUUUUUUGUAAUUUGUUGGGUUAAAAUUCGUGGGAAGGAUAUGAGCCGGGGCGUUCCAACGCCACCCAUUCCAUUCGCCUUCAGGUCCCCUCAUCAACAGUGGCGGCAACACGCUCACCCCUACAAAAUGUCCGUUCCUAGAACUAGAAUCCGCUAGAAGGCUCGACUCAAGCGGGAAGUGUUCGACGAAAUGCCCGAGCGGCAGCCAUGGCGCUGUGCUACCCAUCCACGCCGAGAGAGAUAACCAAAACCCUCGGCCUCUUCCUCACGGGAGUCGUCCUCUUCGCAGUCGGCGCCCAUUUCGCCUACGUCAACGUGGAGCCGAUUCGAGCCAGAACACUCGCCAGAGAUCAGAUGAUGAGGGAAUAUCUGAAGAAGAAAUACGGGAAGUAACUGUAUUUCCUCAUAAACCUAACUCCCCAUCUUAACUUCUUUCUUGUUUUCCAUUUGCUGGUGUUUCUCUUCCCGCUCCUGCGUGUAGCGUAGAGGACAUGGCGGUCGUUCCUGCUAUCACCGAAGUGGACAUGGCCUCCUUCUCUCCCGUGCAGACGGUUCGUGCAACCGUAGUGCAGGCGUCCACCAUUUUUUAUGACACCCCCGCUACCAUAGAUAAAGCUGAGAAAUUGAUUGCAGAAGCUGCUGCAUAUGGGUCUCAAAUAGUUGUAUUUCCGGAAGCAUUUAUUGGUGGCUAUCCACGGGGUUCUCGCUUUGGCGUUGCAAUUGGCAGUCGCUCUGCUAGGGGAAGGGAAGAAUAUCGGAAGUAUCAUGCUGCAGCUAUUGAUGUGCCUGGGCCUGAAGUUGACCGCCUUGCCAGCAUGGCUGGAAAAUAUAAGGUCUAUUUGGUGAUGGGAGUAAUUGAGCGAGCAGGAUACACAUUGUAUUGCACAGUUUUAUUCUUUGAUGCUCAGGGGCAAUACUUGGGAAAGCAUCGCAAACUCAUGCCUACAGCACUUGAGCGUGUUAUAUGGGGCUUUGGAGAUGGAUCAUCGAUUCCUGUCUUUGGAACUCCUGUUGGGAAGAUAGGUGCACUUAUUUGUUGGGAGAACAGAAUGCCCUUGUUGAGAACAGCAAUGUAUGCUAAAGGUAUUGAAAUAUACUGUGCUCCAACUGCGGAUGCAAGAGAUGUAUGGCAAUCAUCAAUGACCCACAUUGCACUUGAAGGUGGGUGCUUUGUUCUAUCUGCAAACCAGUUUUGCCGGCGGAAGGACUACCCCCCACCUCCAGAUUAUGUCUUUGAAGAUUCAGAUGACAAUCUAUCACCUGAUUCGAUUGUAUGUGCUGGUGGCAGUGUCAUUAUUUCCCCAUCAGGCUCUGUACUAGCUGGGCCAAAUUAUGACGGAGAGGCUCUCAUAUCUGCUGAUCUAGAUUUUGGGGAAAUCACACGCUCAAAAUUUGACUUUGAUGUUGUCGGACACUAUUCGAGGCCUGAUAUCUUGACUUUGUCUGUGAAUGAUCAUCCCUUGAAUCCAGUGUCAUUUGCAUCGACAGAUAGAAGUGAUGGCUAGCAAAAACUGUGAGACACUUUGGAAGUCAAAGUUGGAGACUUGGAGUGGGAGGCAAAACCCAAAUCUGCCGUUCUGGUUGUUUGGAUGAUCUUGCUAUGUCUGUACAUAUGUUCCAACUGGGGACUCCUGGUACUUGGAAAAAUAAACAAAUGUACAAUGUCAUUGAUGUCAGUAACAUGCUUUCUAUUUCAUUCAGACUAUCAUCACGUGCUAGUUCAUCUGUGACACUCAACUUUUGUUAAUAUUAGCUCUGAUAUCUGUUCAUUUGUUUUUUUUCA
Messenger RNA from Nymphaea colorata (pocket water lily), 1822 nucleotides. Its product is annotated as bifunctional nitrilase/nitrile hydratase NIT4A-like. Gene Ontology annotation, molecular function: nitrilase activity; nitrile hydratase activity. The transcript is spliced from 6 exons. Lineage: Eukaryota; Viridiplantae; Streptophyta; Magnoliopsida; Nymphaeales; Nymphaeaceae. The record is from RefSeq and is a predicted model, not a curated record. Bases 531 to 1544 code for a protein of 337 amino acids. Gene Ontology annotation, biological process: detoxification of nitrogen compound.